CCCCUCUUCCCAGCGCAAAACACAGGCUUGCGUGCGGAGCGAAGCGGAAAAAAAGUGCGAGAGAGAGGGUCAAUUCAAAUGUCCGUCGUCCCCUGCUGUUACAAGGAGGAGAAACAGCAACUCAAGGUGCUCAGCACGUUGUAGCCGCAAACCAGAAACCCGAAUCUCCUACGCCAGCCUCUGUUUCACCCAGUGUUCAGCCACAGGCAGGAGGUCUACAGCAGCCUGAUCCCCAGCCCAUUCCUUCACUGCAACAGUACCCCUGGUAUCCACAAGAGGGCAUGCCCAUGCAGCCACGCUUCUAUGGACCCCACCAGCUGACACUGCCACAGCAGCCUCUAAUUUUCCCACCUUAUGGAUACUUACCUCUGUUUUCCUCACCCUAUGGGAAUCAGCUGUUCAGCCCAUAUGGUUACCCAAUGAUUCUGGAAUCAGCUCUCCCACAAAUUCCAGCAAAUCAGCUUCCCAACAGUCCAGUGUUACCUGCAGAAAACGCUGCAGGAGUUGCAGUUGAUCCUUCAAUAGAUGCAACUCAGGGAAUACAGCAGCCACAGCAGCAGCUGCAACAACAGAAUCCCCAGAUUCUAUACAUGCUACAGCAACCAAUGAGCUCUCCUCUUGGCAGUCUUAGCUCUGAGGAACUUCAGAUGGCUGCUACAAUGGGCCAAUUGGGUGUGUACAUGCCUAAUGUGCUUACAAACCAGCCUGCGGGAGCUGUUCAGCCCGAGAGCCAGGCCGCAGGACUCACACACCCAGAACAACAAGGCGUUCAGCCAGCUGUGGGGACCUCAGCUGCUGGAGCUCAACCGAUAAAGGCACUGCCGUGCUCUGGAUCACAGCCGAAUGCUAGCGGGUUCUCUGCAGGUUUAGCUGGGCCGGAUGCUGCCACUGCCCAAACACCUGCUGAACCCCAGCUUCAGCCCAUGCAGGAAACCCUUGUCUGAGACUGUUGUCA
Molecule: messenger RNA, 955 nt
Organism: Oreochromis aureus
Lineage: Eukaryota; Metazoa; Chordata; Actinopteri; Cichliformes; Cichlidae
Exons: 7
Coding region: 282-944 (220 amino acids)
Source: RefSeq, a predicted model, not a curated record